AUGUACAAGCGUCGAGAUUACGUGGAGCUCUACGAGAAGGAUCAGGCCAAAUGGGCGCUGGUUCGCAACGUCAACACAGUGAUGAAGCACAGUACACUGCUGCCGGGAGACUACGUCUGGUUGGACCUGAAGACUGGACGGGAGUUUGAGGUUCCAAUCGGCGCCGUUGUCAAACUCUGUGACUCGGGACAAAUCCAGGUGGUGGACGAUGAAGGAAAUGAACACUGGAUCUCCCCCCAGAACGCCACCAACAUCAAGCCGAUGCACCCUACUUCCAUCCAUGGCGUGGAGGACAUGAUCCGGCUGGGAGACCUCAACGAAGCCGGCAUCCUCCGCAAUCUUCUCAUCAGAUACAGAGAAAAACUCAUAUACACGUACACAGGCUCCAUCCUGGUGGCCGUCAACCCUUAUCAGCUGCUGCCCAUCUACUCUGCCGAUCAGAUCCGUCUCUACACCAACAAGAAGAUUGGUGAAAUGCCGCCUCAUAUCUUCGCCAUUGCAGAUAACUGCUACUUUAACAUGCAGAGGAAUAACCGGGACCAGUGUUGUAUCAUCAGUGGAGAGUCUGGAGCAGGAAAGACAGAAAGCACCAAACUGAUCCUGCAGUUCCUGGCAGCCAUCAGUGGGCAGCACUCCUGGAUAGAACAACAGGUUCUGGAGGCCAACCCUAUACUGGAAGCUUUUGGUAAUGCCAAAACAAUCCGCAAUGACAACUCAUCUCGUUUUGGAAAAUACAUUGACAUCCACUUCAACAAGAGAGGAGCUAUAGAAGGAGCCAAGAUCGAGCAAUACCUGCUGGAGAAAUCCAGAGUCUGUCGACAGGCUCAUGAUGAGAGAAACUAUCACAUCUUUUACUGCAUGCUGAAGGGCAUGACGGCAGAAGAGAAGAAGAAACUGGAGCUGAGCAAAGCCACCGACUACACCUACCUGACCAUAGUGAGUACCACCUCACCCUCAGUGGACAGUAAGGAUCUGAUGAACUGUUUAACCAGCCGAACGCUGAUCACCAGGGGAGAAACGGUCUCCACCCCCCUCAGCAAGGAGCAAGCUCUGGAUGUACGAGAUGCUUUCGUUAAGGGUAUUUAUGGACGUUUGUUUGUGUGGAUUGUGGAGAAGAUCAACGCAGCCAUCUACAAGCCGACAUCCUCACACCCCAAAGCUCUCAGACGCUCCAUUGGACUGCUGGACAUAUUUGGCUUUGAGAAUUUUGCUGUUAACAGCUUCGAGCAGCUCUGCAUCAAUUUCGCCAACGAGAACCUGCAGCAGUUCUUCGUGCGUCACGUCUUCAAGCUGGAGCAGGAGGAGUACAACCUGGAAAACAUCAACUGGCAGCACAUCGAGUUCACCGACAACCAGGACGCUCUGGACAUGAUCGCCAUCAAACCCAUGAAUAUCAUCUCGCUCAUCGACGAGGAGAGCAAGUUUCCAAAGGGCACAGACGCCACCAUGCUGAACAAACUCAACUUUCAGCACAAACUCAACACAAACUACAUCCCGCCCAAGAACAACUACGAGACCCAGUUUGGGAUUCAGCACUUCGCAGGAGUUGUUUUCUACGAAACCAAAGGUUUCCUGGAGAAAAACCGAGACACAUUAUAUGGAGACAUCAUCCAGCUCGUCCACUCCUCCAAAAAUAAGUUCAUCAAGCAAAUCUUCCAGGCGGACGUCGCUAUGGGGGCGGAAACCAGGAAACGCUCUCCGACUCUGAGCAGCCAGUUUAAAAGAUCUCUGGAGCUGCUGAUGAGGACCCUGGGCGUCUGUCAGCCUUUCUUUGUGCGCUGCAUCAAACCCAACGAGUACAAGAAACCCAUGCUCUUUGACCGGGAGCUGUGCGUGCGACAGCUCAGGUACUCCGGGAUGAUGGAGACCAUUCGGAUCCGACGCGCUGGAUAUCCCAUCCGCUACACGUUCGUGGAGUUUGUUGACCGCUACAGAGUGCUGAUGCCUGGAGUCAAACCAGCGUACAAACAGGAGGACCUGAGGGGAACCUGUCAGAGGAUCGCUGAGGCCGUGCUCGGCAGGGACGACGACUGGCAGAUGGGAAAAACCAAGAUCUUCCUCAAGGACCACCACGACAUGCUGCUGGAGAUCGAGCGGGAUAAGGCCAUCACAGACAAGGUCAUCCUCAUCCAGAAGGUGGUUCGAGGUUUUAAAGACAGAUCCAACUUUCUGAGGAUCAGGAAGUCUGCGGUGUUGAUCCAGAAGACUUGGAGAGGGUUUUACUGUCGGAAGAACUACGGAGCUAUGCGAGCGGGCUUCUCCCGCCUGCAGGCUCUGGUUCGCUCCAGGAAGUUGUGCGCGUCGUAUCACGUGGCCCGCCAGAGAAUCACGGGCUUCCAGGGCCGCUGCCGGGGCUUCCUGGUGCGUCGGGCCUUCAGGCACCGGCUGUGGGCGGUGCUCACCGUCCAGGCCUACACCAGAGGCAUGAUCGCCCGCCGUCUCUACAAGAGGCUGAAGGGGGAGUACCGCCGGAGGUUGGAGGCUGAGAAGAUGCGUCUGGCUGAAGAGGCCAAACUGAGGAACCAGAUGUCUGCAAAAAGAGCCAAGGCCGAGGCUGAACGCAAACACCAGGAGCGACUGGCCAAGCUGGCCAAAGAUGACGCUGAGCGAGAGAAGACGGAGAAGGAAGAAGCUCGGAGGAAGAAGGAGAUGGUCGAGCAGAUGGAGAAGGCCCGGUCCGAGCCCGUCAACGACUCCGACAUGGUGGACAAGAUGUUCGGCUUCCUGGGGACGACCAGUUCUUUACCGGGUCAAGAAGGACAAGCGCCCGCUGGCUUUGAGGAUCUGGAGCACACUCAUCACGAGCUGAUGGAGGAGGAUCUGGACGAGGCUCUUCCUCUUCCUGAAGACGAUGAAGAGGAGGAUUUGUCAGAGUACAAGUUCGCCAAGUUUGCGGCGACCUACUUCCAGGGCACCACCACACACACCUACGUUCGAAGACCUCUGAAGCAGCCGCUGCUGUUCCACGAGGACGAGGGAGACCAGCUGGCCGCUCUGGCCGUGUGGAUCACCAUUCUGAGGUUUAUGGGAGAUCUGCCGGAGCCCAAAUACCACACGGCCAUCAGCGACGGCAGCGAGAAGGUCCCCGUCAUGACCAAAAUCUACGAGACGCUGGGGAAAAAGACGUACAAGAGAGAGCUGCAGGCGCUGCAGGAGGAGGGGGAGACGCCUCGCUCCGACAGCCACAAGAAAAACAGCGUCCGACAUAAACUGGUCUCGCUCACCCUGAAGAAGAAGUCCAAGAUCACAGAGGAGGUCACCAAGCGCCUUAACGAUGGGGAGUACAGUCUCCAUGGCAACAGCAUGCUGGAGGACCGACCAACUUCCAACUUGGAGAAACUUCACUUCAUCAUCGGCAACGGGAUCCUGAGGCCAGCACUGAGGGAUGAGAUCUACUGUCAGAUCUGUAAGCAGCUGAGUCAGAACCCGUCCAAGAGUUCUCACGCUCGCGGCUGGAUCCUCAUCUCGUUGUGCGUCGGCUGCUUUGCUCCGUCCGACAAAUUUCUCAAGUACCUGAGGAACUUCAUCAGGAGCGGACCUCCAGGCUACGCUCCGUACUGCGAGGAGCGUCUGAGACGAACGUUCGUUAACGGGACCAGAACUCAACCUCCGUCCUGGUUGGAGCUGCAGGCCACCAAGUCGAAGAAGCCCAUCAUGCUGCCGGUGACCUUCAUGGACGGCACGACUAAAACGCUGCUGACGGACUCGGCCACCACGGCUAAAGAGCUUUGCAGCGCCCUGUCCGACAAGGUCAACCUGAAGGACCGCUUCGGGUUUUCACUCUACAUUGCUCUGUUUGAUAAGGUGUCCUCUCUGGGCAGCGGGAACGACCACGUGAUGGACGCCGUGUCGCAGUGUGAGCAGUACGCCAAGGAGCAGGGGGCUCAGGAGAGGAACGCCCCCUGGAGGCUGUUCUUCAGGAAGGAGAUCUUCACACCCUGGCACAGCCCCUCUGAAGACCAGGUGGCCACCAACCUCAUCUACCAACAGAUCGUCAGAGGCGUCAAGUUUGGAGAAUACCGCUGCGACAGGGACGACCUGGCAGAGCUGGCCUCGCAGCAGUAUUACAUCGAUUACGGGUCGGAGAUCCUCCUGGAGCGUCUGCUGAGCCUCAUCCCGUCCUACAUCCCUGACAGAGAGAUCAGUAGCUCCAAAUCUGUGGAGAAGUGGGCUCAUUUCAUCAUGGCUGCUCACAAAAAGGGUAUCUACGCUCAGAAGAGGUUCGACACUCAGAAGGUGAAGGAAGAAGUUGUGGACUUCGCCCGCCACAAGUGGCCUUUGUUGUUCUCUCGUUUCUAUGAAGCCUUCAAGUUCUCAGGUCCUAGUCUGCCUAAAAAUGACCUGAUCGUGGCCGUAAACUGGACCGGGAUCUACUUUGUGGACGAGCAGGAGCAGGUCCUCUUAGAACUCUCUUUCCCAGAAAUCACUGCUGUUUCCAGCAGCAGGGGAGGGAAGCUGCAGGGGCAGAGCUUCACCUUGGCCACCAUCAAAGGAGACGAGUACACCUUCACCUCCAACAACGCAGAAGACAUCCGCGACCUGGUGGUGAUCUUCCUGGAGGGUCUGAGGCAGAGGUCAAAGUUUGUUGUGGCGCUGCAGGACCACUCUGCUGGUGAAGGGUCGACGUUCCUCAGCUUCCUGAAGGGGGACCUGAUCAUGUUGGACCAGGACCUCGGAGAGCAGGUUCUAACCUCUGGCUGGGCUCAUGGCAUCAACGAACGAACCAAUCAGAGAGGAGAUUUCCCAGCUGACUGCGUCUACGUCCUGCCCUCCAUGACCCGACCUCAGCAGGAAAUAGUUGCGAUGGUUACCAUGACGCCAGACCAGCGUCAGGAAUCGGCUCGGGCCUCACAGAUCAUCCUGCCGGAGACGGAGGGUCGACUGAAACCGUACACACUGGAGGAGUUCUCCUACGACUACUUCAGACCUCCUCCCAAACACACUCUGAGCAGAGUGAUGGUUGCAAAGAAUCGUGGGAAAGACAAGCUGUGGAGCUGCACCAGAGAGCCGCUGAAGCUGCCGCUGCUGAAGAAGGUCGUGAACCACGAGGACCUGGCCCAGGAGGCCUGCAUGGCCUUCAUCGCCAUUAUGAAGUACAUGGGUGACUACCCGUCCAGACGGACCCGCUCCGUUAACGAGCUGACGGACCAGAUCUUUGAAGGAGCUCUUAAGGCCGAACCCCUGAAGGACGAGAUCUUCUGUCAGAUCAUCAAACAGCUCACCGACAACCACGUCAAGUACAGUGAAGAGAAGGGCUGGGAGCUGCUGUGGUUGAGCACCGGUCUGUUUCCUCCCAGCAACUUGCUGCUGCCGCACAUCCAGCGCUUCCUGCAGUCCAAGAAACACCACCCGCUGUCUGCAGACUGCAUGCAGAGGCUGCACAAAGCUCUACGAAACGGGUCCAGAAAAUAUCCGCCUCACCUGGUGGAGGUGGAGGCCAUCCAACAUAAAACCACCCAGAUCUUCCACAAGGUUUACUUCCCCGACGACACAGACGAGGCGUUCGAGGUGGAGUCCAGCACGAAGGCAAAGGAUUUCUGUCAGAACAUUUCCAGCAGACUGCUGCUCAAAUCUCCUGAAGGCUUCAGCCUGUUUGUGAAGAUCUCAGACAAGGCGAUCAGCGUGCCUGAAGGAGACUUCUUCUUCGACUUCGUCCGACAUCUGACCGACUGGAUCAAGAAGUCUCGCCCGGCUAAAGACGGGAUGCUGCCGUCUCUGACAUAUCAGGUGUUCUUCAUGAAGAAGUUGUGGACCAGCACCGUUCCGGGGAAGGAUUCCUUCGCUGACUCCAUUUUUCACUACUACCAGGAGCUUCCUAAAUAUUUGCGUGGCUACCACAAAUGUUCACGAGAGGAGGUCUUCCAGCUCGGAGCGCUCAUUUAUCGCGUCAAGUUUGAGGACGACAAAUCGCACUUUCCUACAAUUCCCAAGAUGCUUCGGGAGCUGGUUCCCCAGGACCUCAUCCGGCAGAUGUCCCCAGAUGACUGGAAGAGAUCUAUAGUUGCGUACUUCAAUAAACACCCCGGAAAAUCACGGGAGGAGGCCAAACUCCUGUUCCUGAAGGUCAUCUACAAAUGGCCGACGUUUGGCUCCGCCUUCUUUGAGGUUAAGCAAACCACAGAACCGAACUACCCGGAGAUCCUGCUGAUCGCCAUCAACAAACAUGGAGUCAGUCUGAUCGACCCGAAGACGAAGGACAUCCUGACCACCCACCCCUUCACCAAGAUCUCUAACUGGAGCAGCGGGAACACCUACUUCCACAUCACCAUUGGCAAUCUGGUGAAAGGGAGCAAGCUGCUGUGUGAAACGUCCCUGGGCUACAAGAUGGACGACCUCCUGACCUCCUACAUCAGUCAGAUGCUGACCAGCAUGAACCGCCAGCGAAGUGGGCGGGGCCAGGGAAAGUGA
This is a messenger RNA of Nematolebias whitei (Rio pearlfish), 6408 nucleotides long. RefSeq names its product myosin VIIAa (gene myo7aa). The record is from RefSeq and is a predicted model, not a curated record. Bases 1 to 6408 code for a protein of 2135 amino acids. NCBI's taxonomy places the organism in Eukaryota, Metazoa, Chordata, Actinopteri, Cyprinodontiformes, Rivulidae. Gene Ontology annotation, molecular function: protein binding; ATP binding; cytoskeletal motor activity. Gene Ontology annotation, cellular component: myosin complex; cytoskeleton. The transcript has 46 exons.